Messenger RNA from Oppiella nova, 1018 nucleotides. The record is from the annotation of a GenBank genome assembly. Lineage: Eukaryota; Metazoa; Arthropoda; Arachnida; Sarcoptiformes; Oppiidae.
UGCGUCAGUUGCGGCAAAACUGUCGGAUGCUAUCUGUUGAGGAGUUUUAUAGAAAGGAAUCCUAAAUGUAAGGAAAGGUAUGUAGAGGACCGGGACUUUUAUGUAGCGCCAAACGAAAAUACGUCGACACUCUAUAAAUGGCUGUUAUAUAAAGAUAUGCUGGAUGAAAGUUUCAUUUAUAAAUUCAACAAAACAGUGGCAAGACUUCAAAGCAGUGGUGUCUAUGAGUAUGAAGUGAGGAAAGCACUGAAACCCAAAGGCUUUGGACCCGAUAUACACGAGAAGCCUAAAAGUGAUUCAGAUCUCAGAUUCAUUUCAUUGACUGAUUUGAAGGGGACUUUCAUUAUAUUGGCCAUUGGCUUAACAUCCGCUAUAUUCUCAUUAUUUACAGAAUUGAUCAAGGUUGCUAUUGAUUAUGCAUACAAAACUACAGUAACCUGUGCAGGUGCUGUGGGAACGGUAUCUGAUUUUAAAGAUAAUUUAAGAAAGCUAGAUGGCUAUGGUGUGGAUGAUUUCAUAAUCAGGGUCUACCCAAACACACAACUACCGGAUGAGCCCUUCACAGACACGACUGAAAUCAAACGAAUUAUUAUUCAAAACUCCCCAAAACUGGAGGGGUUUGGCUCUAAGGGUGGGAAAGGAUUUUUUACAAACCUGGGCAAGUCAUUAAAGGGUCUGGUCAUUGACAAUAACCCUGGUAUUCGUAGUGAUGAGUGGGUGAGAAUAGCCCCAGAAUUAGGGGCAGGACACCCACUUGCUAUUCAGGAUCAAUUGAUCCAAAACCAGAAAGCCUCGGACCCGUACGCCACCACAACAUCCCCGUCUCCGAUAACCUCCAUUCCCAUCACCACUACUACAGAGAAAAGUGGUGCGACGGGUGGGCACAACCAUUCACUGGUCAUAGCCAUGGCUUCCAUAGGAAAUAUACUUCUGGUUCGUUGGUAUCAAUCCAUUCUCAAAGCCGUGCCUUUGUUUGCCUUUUAAGUGAUCCGUGUAUUGAAUAAUUAUCCUCUACUCU